Molecule: messenger RNA, 324 nt
Organism: Protopolystoma xenopodis
Lineage: Eukaryota; Metazoa; Platyhelminthes; Monogenea; Polystomatidea; Polystomatidae
Source: the annotation of a GenBank genome assembly
AUGCUCGGGCGGCUGGAAGACUUACUUCGGCUUGAGUUGACUCAUUCCCAACCCUUUUCGAACGACUCAUCAGUGUCUAGCAUCGAAGGCUUUCCGCGUCUGCGAGAUGAUAAUCGCCUUGGCCUGCUGUAUCAUCUGAGAGUUCGCCAGCCGUCUCUUUACCUUUUCCCUACCACUCGCUUCUCUCUUGGCCCAGACUUCAACGAGAAGCUCAGGAUCGCAGGGCGUUCUGGUGAGAAGGGAGCUUCCACCACCACUGUGACUCCGACAGUAAGCCAGUCGGCAGAGUUGCUUACUUCGGAAGUGAGCUUCUCCAGCAUCUUG